AUGCACAGUAGAUCUUUAAGAGAACGCCAUGCACCUGAGAGAUAUGGAUUUCUCAUUACGAUGCAUGGUGACAUUCUUCUUAUAGAUCAAGAUGAGCCUAGGACUUAUCAAGAAGCGGUGGUGAGCCCAGACUUUGAGAAAUGGCUUGAGGCUAUGAGAUCUGAGAUGGAUUCCAUGUAUGAAAGCCAAGUAUGGACUUUGGUUGACCCACCCGAAGGGGUUAAACCUAUAGGGUGCAAGUGGGUUUUCAAAAAGAAAACGGACAUGGAUGGUAAUGUACAAACAUACAAGGGGCGAUUAGUCGCUAAAGGUUUUCGUCAAAUUCAUGGUGUUGACUAUGAUGAAACUUUUUCUCCUAUAGCUAUGUUUAAAUCCAGCAGGAUCUUGCUCACCAUAGUUGCAUUUCAUGAUUAUGAAAUCUAG
Molecule: messenger RNA, 423 nt
Organism: Gossypium arboreum
Lineage: Eukaryota; Viridiplantae; Streptophyta; Magnoliopsida; Malvales; Malvaceae
Exons: 1
Coding region: 1-423 (140 amino acids)
Source: RefSeq, a predicted model, not a curated record